AUGUCCACUACACCUGAGGCAGCUCUAAAUGCAUUGCUGGACCUGACUCCUCUGCAUUUAUUCAUACAGAGGGAGGCCAGUACCAGCAUGUACAGGCUUACCACUAGGUUAAGGAGUAGAUGGCUUUCCCAGACAUUGAGAUCAGCCCAAGACUCAAUUCUAGAGCACUCUGUUCUGGGAAUGACUUCUGAUGUCAUGCUUCCCAAACAAAACUUUAAAAUACUCUAUCAGGUAGAAUUUCCAACUAAGGAGGACUGGGAAACUAACAGUCACACCUGGAAGGACGGCAGCCUUCUAUGGUAUACCGAUUGGUCUAAGAUGGGACCCAACGUAGGCUGUGGUAUACACGGUGUGAGACCCAGGCUCAGCUACAAGCUGAACAAGGGACGAUACUCCUCUAUCUUUCAGGCCGAAGUGUACGCCAUAAUUACUUGUGCCGAUUUGAACCUGAAGAGAGGCUACUUUGAUAAGCAUAUUUACAUAAACUCAUAUAGUCAAGCGGCUCUACAUGCACUAGCCUCAGUCACCCAAACAUCGAGGAUUAUAGACAACUGUGUAAAUAUACUGAACACUCUCGGGGAAAGUAAUAUAGUGGUACUGCGCUGGGUUCCAGGCCACUCUGACAUCGAGGGUAAUGAGUCAGCGGAUGAACUGACAAAGGCUGGUGCUAGGGAAGCCUUUAUUGGUCCCGAACCCUUCAUAGGGAUAGCAUACAGCCUGGCAAAGUUCACUGUGCUAAAUGAGAGCACACAUCUCUCCCGAGAAGCGUGGCUACAGAACAAGGGCCUUGAGCAAUUAUUGAACACGGGCACCACAAACAGACAGAUAGAGUCUGAUCCGGAUAAACCGGAUAUACAAGGGGACGUAGUACGGGACGUAGGGCGGGAUACAACCAAGAUUGUGGACGAUAAGACUAGCUAG
This is a messenger RNA of Hyposmocoma kahamanoa, 921 nucleotides long. RefSeq lists its product as uncharacterized. The transcript is spliced from 2 exons. NCBI's taxonomy places the organism in Eukaryota, Metazoa, Arthropoda, Insecta, Lepidoptera, Cosmopterigidae. The record is from RefSeq and is a predicted model, not a curated record. The coding region runs from base 1 to 921 and encodes 306 amino acids. Gene Ontology annotation, molecular function: nucleic acid binding; RNA-DNA hybrid ribonuclease activity.